This is a messenger RNA of Mesorhabditis spiculigera, 222 nucleotides long. The record is from the annotation of a GenBank genome assembly. NCBI's taxonomy places the organism in Eukaryota, Metazoa, Nematoda, Chromadorea, Rhabditida, Rhabditidae.
AUGCAUUGCGCGGCCUAUUGUUCUGCAACCGGUGGCCGCUGCCUUUGGAUGCAAACCUAUUUUGAGUGCUCCUGCAAAUAUCUCUUUUGGUGUCGUAUCCACAAGGCCGUUCAAGUAAUCUCGCUGCAACUCUCCGAGCUACCGACGCCAAUUUUGAUAAUAGUCUUAACGGUGAUACUGGUGGCUAUUUCUUUGCUGGUUGCGAUCAUGAUCUGUAUCGUC